Molecule: messenger RNA, 2318 nt
Organism: Chanos chanos (milkfish)
Lineage: Eukaryota; Metazoa; Chordata; Actinopteri; Gonorynchiformes; Chanidae
Gene: prpf38b
Product: pre-mRNA processing factor 38B
Exons: 6
Coding region: 209-1744 (511 amino acids)
Source: RefSeq, a predicted model, not a curated record
GACACGGGCUGGAAACAUCGAUUGAUCUAGAAUUAAAACAAACUUACUCCUCUGAACCUUAGUUUGAUAAACGUAUAGUACGUUUAUCGGCGCACAAACGCUCUUUCGCUUUAUUAUUCCUAGUCAAAAAGUGUUUAAUGGCGUUGUAGGAACUUGUAAAAAAUAACAGAUCGGGUUGUGUAAGCUAACUAAAGCUACAUUUAACGGGAUGGCUAACAACGCAACCGCGGGGAACCAGCAGCCGCAACCGGCCGUUAAUAAACCCACGGCUGGAAAACACGGGAAUGUUUUACCACUAUGGGGUAACGAAAAGACGAUGAAUCUGAAUCCAAUGAUUCUCACGAAUGUACUUUCGUCGCCCUAUUUCAAGGUUCAGUUAUAUGAACUGAAGACAUACCAUGAGGUUGUGGACGAAAUCUACUUCAAGGUGUCUCACGUGGAGCCGUGGGAAAAAGGGAGUCGGAAAACAGCCGGACAGACUGGAAUGUGCGGAGGGGUGCGUGGAGUCGGGACAGGUGGAAUCGUAUCCACUGCCUUUUGUCUGCUGUAUAAGUUGUUUACGCUGAAGCUGACCCGCAAACAGGUGAUGGGCCUGAUUACUCACACAGAUUCCCCCUAUAUCAGAGCCCUGGGCUUCAUGUACAUCAGAUACACGCAGCCCCCCUCAGACCUCUUUGACUGGUUUGAUGGGUUCCUUGAUGAUGAGGAGGAAUUGGACGUGAAGGCAGGAGGUGGCUGUGUGAUGACCAUCGGGGAGAUGCUACGCUCUUUCCUGACCAAACUGGAGUGGUUUUCCACGCUAUUCCCUCGGAUUCCGGUCCCAGUGCAGAAGAUCAUCGACCAGCAGCUGAAGAGCAGGCCCCGGAAGGUUCCGCAGAAAGACGGCCGAGAGGAAGAGGGGGCGGAGUCCGGGAGGCCAGGGGAACGUCGGCGCUCCAGGUCACCGAGACGGACGCCUACGCCAAGGAGAUCUCCCAACCGGUCGCGUAGUCGGAGCCACCAUCGAGACCGGCGCGGAGCCAGCUUUGACCGCGAGCUGGAGCGGGAACGAGACCGGCAGAGGAAAGAGAAAGAGGGGACGGACCGCUCCCGAGAGCGAGACAGAGACCGGGAACGCGGCUCGGACAGAGAGCGACGACGUUCCCGAAGCCCAGACAGGGACAGGCGGCGUUCCCGAAGCCCGGACAGAGGCCCGGAACGCCGACGCAGCCGUAGCAGGGAACGCCGCCGGAGCCGCAGCGCCAGCCGAGAGAGGAGGAACGAGAGGAAAGAACGAGAGAAAGAGAGGGAUGGCGAGAGGAGAAAAGAGAGAGACCACCACAAAGACCGGGAGAGGGAACGAGAGAAGGAGAGAGAGAGGUCAAAAGACAAGAGGAGUAAAGGAGAGGGGGAUGAGAGAAGACAUAAAGAAGAGAGAGAGGAGAGGAGACACAGGGAGGAGAGGAGAGGGAAGAGGAGUCGCAGCAGGAGCAGAGAACGGAAGCACAAAUCGGAACGUUCCAGCAAGAAACGCUCCCGCAGCCGGAGCCGCAGCCGACAGGAGACGGGAGAGGAGCGCAGCAGGAAACGAGAACGCAGUCACAGCAAGGAGCGCGCUCACAAACGCAGCCGCAGCCGCAGCCGGGAACGCACGCACCGCAGGGAGCCCAGCGCCGGAAAAGAACAGGGCAAAUCGGAACGGCGCCGCAGCCAAAGCGCGGAACACGGAGACGGAACACACCCCAGUCGAGCCGAAUCUCCCUGAUCCUUGUCGUCUACCGCCCCCCCCCCCCCACACACACACCCCCUCUGUUCUUCUCUCCCUUUACGUAAUCCACCUCCCGUCAGUCUUCUCUUUCCCUCCAUUUGAUGUCUAGAACCUCAACUGUGUUUAAAAGAGAAAAAAAAGCACGAGAUUGCUGGACUAUUCCCUCAUGGUUUGCUCUCAUUUCUGUAGAAUUUUUUCUGUGCUGCCAUCUUUUCCCCCUUAUGGUCACAGUGACCGGAAAAUACCUUUUAAUUCUUUUUUUUAAAUGUAUCAUUUUUUGUUUUGUUUUUGUUUGUUUUGUUUUUUUGUUUUUUUUUUGGGAAACUUUUCAAUGGCUUUGUAUAUAGAGUUGUGCGAAUGUUUUAAAUUGUACAGGGCAGUCUGAGAGAAGACUUGAGUCCACGCUGAGCCCUCAGUGCUGAACGGAUGCUGUUCGGUUCCCUGCUCUGGUCCAGUUUGUUUUCUAAUAAAAGUCUGUAUGAAAGGGGACACAACUGCUUCUCUGUGCUUGAUCCUCUUCCUUCAUCUGAAAACAAGACCACCAGACGUUUAUCGUUCCCUUUUUUUUUAU